This is a messenger RNA of Penicillium pulvis, 2250 nucleotides long. RefSeq names its product putative JmjC domain protein. NCBI's taxonomy places the organism in Eukaryota, Fungi, Ascomycota, Eurotiomycetes, Eurotiales, Aspergillaceae. Bases 1 to 2250 code for a protein of 749 amino acids. The transcript has 2 exons. The record is from RefSeq and is a predicted model, not a curated record.
AUGGCUUUACCACCACGAGCUACCUUUGAGCCCUUUCCUACCCACCUCGACGUGAAGGAGCUAGUGGAAACUACAGACAACUUUGUGUUUGCAGUCCGUAUCUCUUGCGAGGCUGUUGAUACCUUACCUCGGGAGGACUUUGAUAAUCUUGUUCGAUAUCAUGUGACCAUGCUGGGGAUGCCCUUGGUCAUUGAGGGCUUCCAUGAACAUCUGGACAAAGGGCUGUUCUCUUCUAGGUGGCUGCAGAAAAAUGGUCAGAGCGAACAGGUACGUGACUUGACCCGUGGAAUCAACAUCCACAUGGGCACGUCACAUUAUUUGAAAAGCUUGCAAAGACCGACGAAGCCUAUUUUCUCGCCAUUUUGUCGCACUGACCAAAAACUGUAUUUGAAGGAUAUUGACUGCCCUUCGGACUGGCAGAGAUCCUUGGAGAGACUAAUCCCACCGUCGUUAUUCUAUCUCAACGACGGUCCUAAGCCAUACGAAGGCCCAGGGUCUCGUCUCACUUAUCUGGCAGAGCAUCUCACCACGCCUUCCGGAGAGCCCAUCGCCAGAUCAGGCGAUCUAAUGAGUUGUCUGCCUGAGGAAAUGCGCGCUCAAAACCUCAUGUGUUAUAUCGGCCCCGAAGGUACCUACACCCCUGCACAUCAAGAGAUGUGUGCCAGUCUGGGCCACAAUAUCAUGGUGGAAGCGUCAGACGGUUCUAUCGAGAGUGGUCAGCCAACCCAGCCGGGCUCAUCAAUUUGGUUCAUGACAGAGACCAAAGAACGCAGAAUUGUCUCCGACUAUUGGGCCUCGGUACUUGGCCAUGAUAUUGAUCUCGAGGAUCAUUUUGCACAACUCAAUGCAUGGGUAGGUGCGCCAUUCAAGACCUACGUGGUAGAACAGAGGCCAGGGGAUCUCAUUCUCGUCCCUCCACUGGCGGCUCAUCAAGUCUGGAACCGCGGUACACGGACCAUGAAAGUGGCUUGGAAUCGCACCACGGUGGAGACCCUCAGGAUGGCCAUGGAGGAAGCACUUCCUCAUGCACGAAUGGUUUGUCGCGAUGAACAGUAUAAGAACAAAGCCAUUGUCUUUUAUGCUCUCGAGCGAUAUUCAAAACUGCUACGAGAAGCCCCGACAGCUGAUAACCCUGCAAAAGAGCAGCUGUGGGAAGAUUUUCAACGGCUGUUCAAGAUCUUCACGGAGAUCCUCCUCUCGGAGAGUCUUUCGUCAACUCUUCCUGGGGAGAAGGGCAUUGAGUAUGUCAGAUUUGACAGCAACGUCACAUGCUCAUAUUGUCGCUGUAAUAUUUUCAAUCGGUUCCUUACUUGUUCAACUUGUACCAUGCACGGAAAUGACGCUUAUGAUAUUUGUUUGGAUUGUUACGUUUUAGGUCGGAGCUGCCACUGCAUUUCCAGGCUCAAAUGGGUGGAGCAAUUUCCGUGGAAACAUCUUCGGGAUCGACAUGAAGCAUGGCGGCGUCAAAUCAUCGAUUUGAAGCCGUUUGAUAAAGCACACAAAGCCGAAUUUCUCGUGUUCACCGUUGCACGAUCCAGAGCAGCUCGGAAAUCGGUCGCUGAAAUUUGCCAGGAGCAAUUGGCUGUCAGGCCUUGGGUUGAUCCCAAGAACCCAACCGCCAGAAAAUUGAAGUCUAUCAGCCCUCCUGCUACAGACAAUGAUGGGCGGGCAAUGAAGAAGCGGAAGGUCCAGCAAAAGGGUGCGGAGACCGGCUCUUGCCACAUGUGUAGAAAUAUUGAGCCUUCUUGGAAGUUGGCAGCAUGCACGAGCUGCCACUUAAAGUACUGCUAUGCCAUUCUCUACCGUGCGUUCGAUACCUCACCCCAGGACGCGAUGGCACGCUCCCACUGGUUGUGCCCUCGAUGUCGGAAGGUGUGCAACUGUACACCUUGCCAGAGGGACCCUGCCAUGAAACCCCACGAGCCCUAUCAUAUCUUACUGGGACACGAUACCAGGAAGAUUGCCGACCCCCGAAGUGUUGAGUCGCUGGUGACUUUGCGUCUUCCCAAUCUGAAAUGGCUUCCAAGCCUGGAGGAGAAUAGCCAAAGACGUCUGCGGCAACGCAUGGACGAAAUUGAGCAGAAUGGGGUAAAGAUGCGAAAUGAUCGUGCGAUCGUGAUGGAUAACAGGCUGCAAGAUACAUUGAACGAAAACACAGCACACCACAGUCUAGGAUACAUUCCGGUAGACCCUGCAUUGGAACUUGAAACUGGCUUUACGAACUCGAGCCAGAAUGCACUCAAGGCUUGA